UCGUAGGCAUCAAUUUGGUCCUAUAGUGUUGAUAAAUAAUUUUUUAUUAUUAAUAAUUGAAAUAAACGUGUAAAUAGUAUACCUAUAUACGGCACGGUGGCUGAUGGGGUUCAAGCUACAUGUAACCUGGCCUUUUUAGGGUUCCAUGAGGUAAAACGGGACCCUAUAUAUAACUAAGGCUCCGCUGUCCGUCCGUCCGUCUGUCACCAGGCUCUAUAUCUCAUGAACCAUGAAAGUUAGAAAGUUGACAUUUUCACAGAUUAUUUAUUUCUGUUGCCUCUAUGACAAUAAAUACAAAAAAUUCUAGAAUAUAUAAUAUAAGCAGUGUUGUCAACAUGUUUAUAGAUUAUGGUACGGAACCCUUCGUGCGCGAGUCCGACUCGCAUUUGGCCGGUUUUUAUACUUCUAUGUGUGUUUUAUCAGCGUGUAGAUAUAAAUACGGGUAGAGAUCAGUAUUUGUUUAUUAUCGGUUGCCAUUCGUUAUACGGGUAGAUCAGGCACAACUUUGCAUCAAAUUGAAUUUUCAAACAUUGUCUACCAAGUGGAUUAAUUGCCCUUGGCCCGACGUAGUCGGAUGGCCGGCUGAGUUACACUUACUGCAGCGAGUUACACCCAAUAAGAGGUGAACAAUCAUAUUUUUUUUUAAGUAUUGCCAUUUUUUACGGGCAACAAAUCGGUUGGUAUAAUAUAAAUGUUGAUUAAGUACCAUUUUAGUAAUAUGUGAUAGCGGCCGACGACGGCUCAACCGUGAGGUGCGAGGAAGAUUAGCACGGUCAGCGCAUUCCAACAGUUCGCUCUACGGUGUCAGCCAAGUAGGUACCAAUUUUAUUUUGCCGUGCGCGAAUCGCCGUUCUCUUUAUAAUAUUAUUUAUUUAGUUACAGGACCACCUGACCAGUCUGCGCUCCACAAUCUGUGAGUUAUUUGAAACAUCAUCCGCAGGUGGUUUCUAAUACAACGUUAGCCAAUUAAUUUGUUGUAAUUCGUGGAGGAUGGAGUUCGAGGACAUCGCGACCAGUAGAUUAAUUUGUCCACCUCAAAUCCAACCACCGGAUCAAACGUCUUCAAGGUUCAUCGACAGGUUUAUCCGUGUGAAAACUAGAUAUUGGAAUAGAGGAUUUUUGAUUGUUUUUCUCACGUUUAUAGGUUUAACCAUUCAAUGGUUUCAAAAUCGAUCAUUAGUGACUAGUUUAGUUUGGUCUCGUGAAAUAGUUGAACACGUUGAUUUCAUUUAUUUUGGAUGGAUAAUCGGUUAUAUACUGGGAGGUACCUUAGCCACCAUUUAUCCUGCUGACAAAGUUUUCGGAGUGUCGUUCAUCAUAUCGUCAACACUGCAUAGUAUAGAAGAUAUGAAAAAGUCGAACGGGAUUCUACAUAUUUUCUCACUUUUUUGCAUAGGAAUAACCAUGACCAUAGGAAUUUCGGCAUUUCACAGGAUUUACACAUUUUGGGUCCCACUGAAUAAACAGUCAUUACGUCACGUUCCAAUAGUGUUGUGGACGAUUGUAUAUACUGAUAUAAUACAAAUAUAUUAUGAGUUUAAUGACAUGCAAAAAGUAUUAGGUAUCGUGGGGAACAGAUGGUUUAUUAUAUGGUUGAUUGUGGUCAGUGGAGAUCGUUCUCAGAGCCGUUAUAGUGGAACUAAUGUUGUUUCUUUAAGGCGACCAACCAUAUCGGGCAUUCCUUGGAAGUCGUUUUGUACUUCAAUGCCCGUCAUUGCACUUGUUUUAUCAUACAUGUGUUCUGCUAAUUUAUAUAUUUUACACCGAUCAUAUUAUGAUUCAUAUGAAUAUUUAUAUCCUUUGAUAUAUGAUCAGUCCUUGAGUAGACACACAACUAUUUUGUUGUUUCUCACCUUCGUCCUGAUCGAAUUAAUUCCGAAAAUAACAGGAUGCUCUUCUAUCACCAAUGUCAGAAAGAUUUUUAGUUGCUUGUAUUUCCUAUCAAUGGGAGUAAUUUAUUAUAUGGAAGCUUUUCCGGACAACAUUUUUUUGUUUUUAGACAACAAGAUAUUUGUUUAUUUAAUUUAUAAUUUUAUGCCAUAUUUUAGUCUUUUCGGUUUCGAAAUCAACCAUUUGGAUAUCGCACCACAGUACUCUAGUGUACUUUUUGGUAUCCUGAUGACCACAUAUCACAUAACUUGGUUAUUUUCAACAAGUAUCUUAAAAAAUAUUUUGAUUUUUGAAGAACUUAGCCAUGUCCAACUUUGUAUCUUGCGGGUGGUAAUAAGUUUAGCUGUGGCAGUAUUCUAUGCCAUUUUCGCUUCAGCAGAACUACAACCAUGGGCAGUCGAUAAACCAGUAAAAGAAAAUCAACGAAAUAUACAAGAAGAAGUAAAUUUAAUGGCUGUGUAACAUAUUCAUUUAAUUAUGUUCGAAUUGCACAUUAGCACAUUAUGCCUAUAACUUUGUCAAAUAUUCAAUUUAUUUUUUUAUAAUAAUUCACAUUAUUUAUCGUUAAAUAUAAUUAUUAAACCUAAUAGUAUAGCAAAGUCGGGUAAUUUAUGUUUCAGAAUAUUAAUAAUAUUAGUAUCGUAGAAAAAAAUUAUACAAAAUAA
Acyrthosiphon pisum (pea aphid) is the source of this 2555-nucleotide messenger RNA. RefSeq names its product putative vesicular glutamate transporter eat-4. NCBI's taxonomy places the organism in Eukaryota, Metazoa, Arthropoda, Insecta, Hemiptera, Aphididae. The coding region runs from base 991 to 2352 and encodes 453 amino acids. The record is from RefSeq and is a predicted model, not a curated record. The transcript is spliced from 10 exons.